AUGAAAAAGCGCAAAAAGCACAAUGGUCGUGAUCAAAAGCUGCAUACAUGUCUUGCCAAGGACACUCUCAACAAUUUCGUAUGUAUUGCCAAUGAGAUGGGUGACGAGCAGCUUGUCAAGAGAAUCACCGAAUCGAGAAAUGAAGUGAUCCUGUACCAUAAAAUAUGUAGAUUACAAUUCACCAAUGCACAGCAGUCACAAAAGACAUCGAACGCAGAGAAGACUGAAUGGCAUCUAACUCGAGAUAUAUACAAAUUAGCCUUUGAAGAAGUGUGCAGCUUUGUUUCAAAAAACAUUAUAAAAAAUCAUGACUUCUUAAACUCACUCUUUGCCGGUUGCGUCGCUAAUCAUGAUCCUAGUAAAUCAUCACACGUAGAGCCAUAUAAUUUUGAGAGCAAAUUAUUGAAUACAUUCCCCAAAAAAAUAAACGUAGUCACAAUGAAUGGGAAAUACGGGCACUGUUGCAGCUAUAGAGUCUUGGAGGAAUUGGAAACAGAAGCAACAUUUGCCGCUGCUCGUCGUUCGGUACUUUGCCCUGAAGAUAUAAUUCCAUCGAAAAAUUUGUGCACGGGAUUGGCAUUUGAUAACUUUGAUCGCUUUAUGGACACGGCAACAGGAAAUGAUACAUUGCAUGAUACCGUGGGAAUAAUAUUUCAAAAUAUCGUCAAUUCUCCAGCGAGUCCUAGACUUAUUGCAGAAAAUGAACCAUCAACAAGAAAAGACUUCGAACUCUUGAUGAGAUUACAUUUGAGCUGCAGUCUUAUAACAAAAGACCAAAAAUACGUGCAAAGUCCAUUACGAUUAACUAAUAAUAAUAUUAAAGAAUUUCAAUUCCUCGAUCUAGCUUGGUCGGCAUCUCAUUAUCUAAAACUACCCAAUAUGCCUAACUGGGUUAUAAAUAAUAGUAUGAUUUAUCGAGACAACAGCGUCAAGCUCAAAAGAUAUCUGAAGAAUGUAUUGAAGAUUAUAUAG
Molecule: messenger RNA, 972 nt
Organism: Brassicogethes aeneus
Lineage: Eukaryota; Metazoa; Arthropoda; Insecta; Coleoptera; Nitidulidae
Source: the annotation of a GenBank genome assembly